This is a messenger RNA of Sinocyclocheilus anshuiensis, 841 nucleotides long. RefSeq names its product aminopeptidase B-like. Gene Ontology annotation, molecular function: zinc ion binding; metalloaminopeptidase activity. The transcript is spliced from 4 exons. Gene Ontology annotation, biological process: proteolysis. Lineage: Eukaryota; Metazoa; Chordata; Actinopteri; Cypriniformes; Cyprinidae. Bases 196 to 633 code for a protein of 145 amino acids. The record is from RefSeq and is a predicted model, not a curated record.
CUCUUCAAGGCUUAUGUGGACAAGUUCAAGUUCAGAAGUGUGUUGGCAGAAGAUGCGUUGGAGUUUUACCUGGAAUAUUUUCCAGACCUGAAAGAAAAGAAUGUCCACAAAAUUGAAGGUCUGGAUUUUGACAGCUGGCUCAAUGUACCUGGUUGGCCUCCAUAUGUUCCCGACCUCUCUGCUGGCCAGGAGCUGAUGAAACCAGCAGAGCUGUUAGCUGAAAUGUGGGUCAAUCAUAACCCAGACUUGGAAUCUAUCUACAAAACUGAUAUAAAACCGUGGAAGACCUACCAAACUGUCUACUUCUUGGACAAGAUCCUUGAGAAGUCACCACUUCCAGAUGGUCACAUAAAGAAGCUGGAGGAGUGCUACUCGUACAUUAUUGAGUCCAACAAUGCCGAGCUAAAAUUGCGAUGGGCCCAGAUUGUUGCAAAGAACCAGCAUAAACCAGGAUUCCAACAUAUUCGCAAUUUCCUCACAAGCCAGGGGAAACAGAAGUACACAUUACCAGUUUAUCGGGCCCUUUGGAAUGGAUCAGAAGAGACAAAGACUCUGGCAAUGGAAGUUUUCUCAGCCACCUCGAAACAGCUUCACUUCAACGUCCGCAAUUAUGUCAAAAAGAUAAUAGCUUGAGCAUAAAUGAAAUAGGAAAAUAUAAGGGAAAACAAUGUAUGCAAUGAUCUGCUUUUAAAAGCACCCGGGUAUCUUAAAAUUAUGGGGCUUUGAGUAUUGACUUAACAAUAUGUAUUAAUUAUUCAGGAAAUUGAAUUAUGGUUUUUUGAAUUUGUGAAUUAUAUUUGUGUUUUUACUAAAUCAAAUAUUUUCCAGGCAUUUAAUUACU